This is a messenger RNA of Centruroides sculpturatus (bark scorpion), 5409 nucleotides long. Its product is annotated as dynein heavy chain 8, axonemal-like. Gene Ontology annotation, molecular function: minus-end-directed microtubule motor activity; dynein intermediate chain binding; dynein light intermediate chain binding. Gene Ontology annotation, biological process: microtubule-based movement. Gene Ontology annotation, cellular component: dynein complex. NCBI's taxonomy places the organism in Eukaryota, Metazoa, Arthropoda, Arachnida, Scorpiones, Buthidae. The annotation marks the transcript as partial. The record is from RefSeq and is a predicted model, not a curated record. The transcript has 35 exons.
AAAAUGCUACCUACUCCAGCAAAGUUUCAUUAUGUUUUCAAUUUGAGGGAUUUAUCUCGUAUUUGGGAAGGAAUUUUGCACAUAGAAAGAAAACAAUGUUUGACUAAAAGAGAUUUGUUAAUUUUAUGGAGACAUGAAUGCACAAGAGUUAUUGCAGACAGAUUUACUAAUGAUCUGGAUAAAGAGUGGUUUGAUGAUUUAAUCAAACAAGUUGCAAGUGAAUUCCUUGAAGGUGAAAGUAUUUCCAUUCCAGAAGAAGCCUAUUUUGUAGAUUUCUUGCAAGAUGAACCAGACAUACCAGAUGAUACAGAAAUGACAGAUGAUAUGUAUGAAAUACCAAAAAUAUAUGAAGAGGUAAAAUCUUUUGAUAUCUUGCGAGAAAGAUUUGAAUAUUUUCUGAAGCAGCGAAAUGAAGAAAUUUAUGGUGGUCGUAUGGAUUUAGUAUUUUUUAAGGAUGCAAUGAUUCAUCUUAUUAGAAUAUCUAGAAUUAUUCGAACACCAAAAGGAAAUGCAUUGCUUGUUGGAGUGGGUGGUUCUGGAAAGCAAUCAUUAACUCGCCUUAUUUCAUAUAUUGCUGGUUAUAAAACAUUUCAAAUAUCUCUUACAAGAUCUUAUAAUGUAAAUAAUUUAAUAGAAGAUUUAAAAAGUUUAUAUCAAAUUGCUGGUGAAGAAGGAAAAGGAGUAACAUUUAUAUUCACAGACAACGAAAUAAAAGAUGAAGCAUUUUUAGAGUAUAUAAAUAAUAUACUUAGUUCAGGAGAAGUAUCAAAUUUAUAUACACGAGAUGAAUUGGAUGAAAUAACUCAAAAUCUUGUACCAGUAAUGAAAAGGCAAUAUCCUAGAUGUCUUCCAUCUGCAGAUAAUUUAUACAGUUAUUUCUUAAAAAGAAUACAUUCAAAUCUUCAUAUUGUUUUGUGCUUUUCACCAGUUGGAGAAAAAUUUCGAAGUCGCAGUUUAAAAUUUCCUGGCCUUAUAUCUGGAUGUACAAUAGACUGGUUUACUCAGUGGCCUAAGGAUGCAUUACAUGCUGUAGCAUCACACUUGUUACGUGAUUUUGUAAUUGAAUGUUCUGAAGAAAUAAAGAAAGAAGUUAUUGAAGUAAUGGGAGAUUUUCAUAACAGUGUUGCUAAUCAUUGUGAAGAUUAUUUUCUAAGAUUUCGAAGACAAACAUUUGUUACACCAAAAUCAUAUCUUUCAUUUAUUGAUGGUUACAAGAACAUUUAUGAAGAAAAACUUGAGGAAAUGUAUCAGUUAUCAGAUCGUAUUCAUGUUGGGUUAGAAAAAUUGCUUCAGGCUUCAGAAGCAGUUGCUGUUCUUCAAAAAGAAUUAAUUGUAAUGCAAGAAAAACUAAAAAUAGCAAAAUCCAAAGCUGAGGAGGUAUUAACUGUUGUCACUGCUAAAGCUCAAACUUCUGUGAAAAUAAAAGAAGCAGUUGAAAAGGAUAAAGAAAAAGCUCAAAAACUUAAAGAUGAAAUUGCUGCAGAUAAAAAACUUGCAGAAGAUAAGUUGGAAGAAGCAAGGCCUGCAUUGGAAGAAGCAGAAAAUGCUCUGAAGACUAUUAAAGCCGUGGACAUUGCUACAGUCCGUAAAUUAGUGAAACCGCCACAUCUGAUUCAGAGAAUUAUGGAUUGUGUACUGAUAUUAUUUCAAAAACCAAUAGAUUUGGUUACAAAAGAUCCCGAAAGAGAAUGUCCUAAACCUUCAUGGAAUGAAUCUUUAAAGUUGCUGUGUAAUGUCCAAUUUUUAUCUAUGCUACAAAAUUUUGACAAAGAUCAGAUUAAUGGAGAAAUAAUUGAACUUAUGGCACCUUAUCUUGAAAUGGAAGAUUAUAAUUUAAAUAAUGCAACAAAAGUUUGUGGAAAUGUAGCUGGUCUGCUUUCAUGGACAAUUGCAAUGUGUGCUUUUUAUGAUGUCAAUAAACACGUAAUACCUUUAAAGACAAACCUGACUAUUCAAGAAGGUAAAUUAGAACAAGCUAACAAUGAAUUACAAAAAGCAGAAGAAGAAUUAGAACAAAAGCAGCGUGAAUUAAAUGAAGCAAAAGCAGAAUAUAAUAAUGCUCUUAGAAAACAACAAGAUUUGAUGGAUGAAGCAGACAGAUGUAAAACCAAAAUGAAUUCUGCUGUUACAUUAAUUGCUGGACUUACAGGUGAAAGAGAAAGAUGGACUGAAGAAAGUAAAGAGUUUAAGUCUCAAAUUAAUAGACUAGUAGGAGAUGCUCUUCUUUGCACUGGUUUUCUCUCUUAUAUGGGACCAUUCAAUCAAGAAUUUAGAAUCCUUCUAAUGAAGUACCUUCAAAAAUCUCUUGAGAAAAAGAAAAUCCCAUUUACUCUAAAUUUGAAACUUGUCAACAUUAUGAUAGAUCCUGUGACGAUUUCGGAAUGGAAUUUACAAGGCUUACCUAAUGAUGAAUUAUCGAUUCAGAAUGGAAUAAUCGUAACAAAAUCACCUAGAUAUCCACUUUUGAUUGAUCCUCAAGGUCAAGGAAGACUGUGGAUUAAAAAUAGAGAAACGAAUAAUGAUCUUAAGGUGACCACACUAAAUCAUAAGUUAUUUAGAAAUAUUUUAGAAGACUCAUUAGCUCUCGGAUUGCCUCUGCUUAUUGAAAAUAUUCGAGAAGAACUAGAUCCAAUUUUAGAUAAUGUCUUAGACAAAAACUUUUUAAAAGUUGGUAAAAAUCUCAAGGUUAAAGUUGGUGAUAAAGAAGUGGAUGUAAUGCCAGGAUUUCAUCUGUACAUGACAACAAAGUUACCAAAUCCAUCAUUUACACCUGAGAUAAAUGCUCAAACUUCAGUUAUUGAUUUUACUGUCACAAUGAAAGGUUUAGAAGAUCAGUUGUUAGGACAUGUUAUCCUAACAGAAAAACAGGAACUUGAAAAUGAAAGAACUACUCUAUUGGAAAGUGUUGCAAGUAAUAAGAGAAAAAUGAAAGAUCUAGAAGAUACAUUACUUCAUAAAUUAACAACAUUAAAAGGUUCUCUUAUUGAUGAUGAUAGCUUAAUAGAAGUUUUGGCAAUCACCAAGGAAACUGCAGCAAAUGUAUCUGCUAAGUUAACAAUAGCAACAAAUACAGAAAAGAUGAUAAACAAAGCAAGAGAAGAAUUUAGACCAGUUGCAACAAGAGGAAGUAUUUUAUACUUUUUGAUAUGUGACAUGAGUAUGGUAAAUAUCAUGUAUCAGACUUCUCUUCUGCAAUUUUUAGAAAUAUUUGACAGAUCUAUGAAAAAUUCUGAGCAAUCACUUAUAACUGGAAUACGCAUAAAGAAUAUUAUUGAAUUUCUUACAUUUGAAGUUUACCGAUAUGUAUGUCGUGGUUUGUAUGAAAAUCACAAAUUUUUAUUUACUCUGUUGCUUGCUCUAAAAAUUGACGUUGAACAAGGAAGAAUCAGUAAAGAAGAAUUUUCAAUAUUUGUUAGAGGUGGUGCAGCAUUGGAUUUAAAUACUGUAACUCCAAAGCCAAAGGAUUGGAUCUCCAAUCUGACUUGGUUAAAUCUUGUGGAAUUAAGUAAAUUACAACAUUUUCAAGAGAUUUUAGUUAAAAUAAAACUCAAUGACAGAUCUUGGAAGAAUUGGUUUGAAAAAAAUGCACCCGAAGAAGAAGAAAUACCUGAUGGAUAUUCUAAAUCAUUAGAUACAUUUAGAAAAUUACUAUUAAUAAGAUGCUGGUGUCCAGAUCGUACUUUAUUUGAAGCAAGAAAAUAUAUAACCAAAGCUCUCGGUAAAAGAUACUCAGAACCGAUACUGUUGAAUUUGGAAAAUAUGUGGCAUGAAAGCAGACAGAAAACUCCACUGAUAUGUCUUCUGUCAACAGGAUAUGAUCCGACUAAUCUUAUUCAAAAUCUUGCCAAACAGAAAAAUAUUGAAUGUCAAGCAAUAUCUAUGGGACAGGGACAAGAAAUUCAUGCUAAAGAAUUAAUAGAUUCUUGUAUUCUUAAAGGAGGAUGGUCAUUAUUACAAAACUGCCAUUUGGGACUCGAAUUCAUGGACGAAGUUUUAGAAAUAUUAAUUUCAACCCAAACUAUAAACAACAGUUUUAGAAUUUGGAUUACAACCGAAGGUCAUCAAAGAUUUCCAAUUUCUUUAUUACAGAUGUCUAUCAGAUAUACAAAUGAACCACCUCAAGGAUUGAAAGCUAAUCUUAAACGCACUUAUUCCUUAAUGAGUGAUCACAUGCUAGAAAUAAUUUCAUAUCCUCAAUGGCAGUCAAUGUUAUAUGGAGUUUCUUUUCUCCAUGGAGUUGUUCAGGAACGAAGAAAAUUUGGCCCAUUAGGAUGGAAUAUUCCUUAUGAAUUCAAUUCAUUGGACUGGUCAGCAAGUGUUCAGUUUAUACAAAAUCAUCUAGAUGACAUGGAUCCAAAAAAAGGUGUUUCUUGGAUAACGGUACAUUAUAUGAUUGGAGAAGUUCAGUACGGUGGAAGAGUAACUGAUGAUCUUGACAAAAGAUUAUUAAGUACCUUAACAAAAGUAUAUUUUGGAGAACACAUGUUUCAAGAUGAAUUUUCAUUUUAUAUUGGAUAUAGAAUGCCAAGAUGCAAUAAAAGAGACGAAUAUAUUAAAUUUAUAGAAGAUCUUCCUGCUGUCGAUACUCCUUUAGUUUUUGGAUUGCAUAAUAAUGCUGAUAUAACAUAUCAGUCCAAUACCACAAAAGAUAUACUGGAUACUAUUUUAUCCAUACAACCAAAGGAUGUUAGUAGUAGUGAAGAAGAAACGAGAGAAACUGUUGUUUAUAGAAUAGCAAAGGAAAUGUUGGAUAAAUUACCAUCUGAUUACGAUCCACAUAUAGUAAAAGCGCGUCUUCAAAAAAUGGGUCCAAUGCUUUCCAUGAACAUAUUUUUGAGACAAGAGAUCGAUCGAAUGCAAAGAGUUCUAACGUUAGUCAGAAACACGCUUCACGAUCUCCACUUGGCAAUCAAUGGAACAAUUAUAAUGAAUGAAAAUUUAAGAGAUGCACUGGAUAGAAUAUACGAUUCAAGAGUACCAACCGUCUGGGUUAAGAUAGCUUGGGAAGCAACAACUUUAGGAUUUUGGUUUACCGAAUUGUUAGAUCGAAACAAACAAUUAUCUCAAUGGUUAUUUGCUUCCAGACCAAAUAUCUUUUGGAUGAGUGGGUUCUUCAAUCCUCAAGGAUUUCUCACGGCAACGAGACAAGAGAUAAGUCACAGUCGUAAGUGGCCGUUAGAUUCCGUCAUACUGGAUAACGACAUUUUGAAAAACUUUAAAGACGAUGCCAGGCUUCAGCUCACUGCAAAGGACGGCGUUUACGUACACGGAUUAUAUCUGGAAGGUGCAGCGUGGGACAUGAAAUCUUCAAGUCUAACGGAAUCUUUGUCAAAACAGUUGUNAAAGAAUGGCUUCAAGAAAAAAAUCUUAAAGCGUUUAACGCAUUUAGGUUGCGAAUUCUUAGGUUAA